GGCCGCCUCUGCAGCGGCCUCUUCCAGCUCCAGAGCGACGCUGGGCAGCUCUCGGCAGGUCUGGGCCUCAACCAUGGCCGGGGAGCAGGGAUCCCCCAGCAGCAACCCGCCACCUUCUCCGCCCGCCGCGGGAGGCCUCGGCGUGGAGGAAGGGGCGGCCGCCGGUCCGGCCGGCGAUGGCUACGACCCCAAGUGCGUGUUCUGUCGGAUCGCUCGGCGGGAGGAGCCCGGCACCCAACUGCUGCCCUGCGAGCCUGAAGACCUGGUUUGCUUCCAAGACAUCAGACCUGGGGCUCCACACCAUUAUCUUGUUGUGCCAAAGAAGCACGUUGGAAACUGCAAAACUCUAAAGAAAGAAGAUUUACCCUUAGUGGAGAAAAUGGUUACUGUCGGAAAAACCGUUCUUCAGCAGAAAAAUGUCACUGACCUGAGUGAUGUGAGAAUGGGUUUCCACUGGCCUCCAUUCUGCUCCAUAUCCCAUUUGCAUCUUCAUGUCCUGGCACCAGCUAGUCAAAUGGGCUUCUUAUCCAGAUUGGUUUAUAGAAUCAAUUCAUACUGGUUCAUCACAGCUGAUCAGCUGAUUGAACGACUACAGGCUAGAAGUGCUACCAGAUGAAGAGUUGUUUUGAUCUUGGCUCCCAGUAAACUAAAGUCUUUGGUGCUUAGGAAUCUCUUUGCCAUUGUAUAGCUGGUUGUGUUUAGUGACAGGCCUUCUGAAGCAGUUUAGAAUCUUCUGCUCUGAGAUAUGAAAACCUAUGUUUGAGUCUUAAUGUGAUUAUAGUUCACAUACUUAGUGACCUUGUGAAUGUUUUAAUGGAGAAUGUCUAUGUAAAACAUUACAAGUAAAAUCACAGUAAAACUUAUCAAGAACAGUUCUAUAUACAUAGAUAAGUGUAUACACAUAAGGAGUUGUUUUCAUAUCUGAAUAGAUGAUUUCUAAUAGUGCUUUUUAAAUGUGUUUCUAAAAAAGGUCACACCACCAAGAAAUUCUGUUCAAGUUCUUUUUUCAAACCCAUUUUUAUUAUUUAUUAAGUAUUUAUAACAGUUUCUUUCUGUAAUAGUAGUACCUGGCUAUGUGCUAUUGUGUGACAGGAUAGGAAAGGAAAAGAGACUUAAACCAAGUUAUUUAUUCCCAAAUCGGUUUUCUAAUUUAGCAGUAACUAUUCCUUAUCCACUUUAACCUCUUCCCACUUAAGUAAUAUACUAAUGCAUUGACAAACUAUCACUUAAGGAUUCUAGUAACUUGGACUAAAAGGGUUGCUUAUGUGUGACACCACUUACCUUUGUAAUGGAUCAGAAUGCUUCCCACAUUUUAAAAUUCAGCUUUUCUCCAUGUAGUUCAUCGUUGGUUUCCUAAACGGUGUGAGCAUGAUUUCUAGCAGUGUACUCAUUAAUUUUUUUAUAAUAGAGUUCAUUGUAAUGGGUAACGUUUUUAACUAUAAUGACAUGAGUUGGGGAAGAAAUCCUUAUAAUAUGUAAACUGAUGAUAUGAAUGUAUUACACACUUUUUCCUACCUGAAGGAAGAAGUUGGAUCAAAAAUGAAUAAAUUUGUUCUUCCUAUUUAAUUUCUUCUAACUACUCCUAUCACCUCCCCACCCCAAAACCUGCUUAUUAGCAUUUAUAGAAAUAGUGAAAUAAAAUAGGGGAUUUUGUUUGAUGCCUAUAAAAUUAAAGAGACGCAAGGUGGUGUAAUGUAUGGACGACUAGCCUUAGAGAUCACAAGACCUGCCUCUUAAUAUAUCCUAGCUUUGUGACCAUGAGCAAGUUACUUAAACUUUCAUGAUCCCUUGAGAUUUCAUGAUCCCCAGUGCAACUCUCUAAGAACAAAAGUUAGAGAUAUGUUUCUGAUUGCAUUGGUAGAGAGAGUUUCCACCCCAGCAGUUUCCCACACUAAUGAAAUCAUAGGUCUGGACAAAAAUGAAUAAAAUUAUUUCAUUGGGUACAUUGCUGAAAAAGAAGGAAGUGCUAGUUCAUUUCAGUACCUCUCUAACACUCAAAAUAAUAAAUGAGUGAAUAGUAAUGUAUUGUUUGCAGAGGAUUAUAGUAUUAUAUGAUGAAUAUAAAUGCAUAGGAUUAGAGCCUCUGUGUUGGAAUGGAAUGGUAUUUAGUCUUGGCUAUCAGAGUUUGUCUAUUGUUACUGAAGAAGCAGUAGUUUUAAUUAAUGGAGUAUUUAUACCAAACAAAACUGGCACUUAAUGAAGAUAGCUUAGUGAAGGAUUUCAUUUGAGUCCUGUUUUCCAUUAUUAUUAUUAUUAUUAGUUCAAGAUUAAAAUGAGCUUCAAAAUUUAAUUUUAAUUACUGGAUUUUGGAAACUUGGAAAUAGGGUCAUGGAUUGUACACCAUAGACUUAGAGAAUGUUUAAGUUUGAAGAAACCUUAGAUAUCAUCUGAUCCAACUCUUAUUAUAUGGAAACUGAGUUCCAGAAUAGUUACUUGACCUUCCCAAGGUCACAUAGCAAGAUGUGUAUUGGCAGAAGAAUCAGAACCCCAGUUUUCCAAGUUCUCUAUCCAUUGCUGAGUUGGGAGGCUUGGAGCUAAAAAUGUGGUUGAGUAUGAGGUAUAUUUUGGCUUGGCUUUCUGGAGAGAGCUCAUAGUAAAUCUGCCUUGUCAGUGAAAGCACUUUCAGUGUCUUUGUCUUUAUAAAUCAUUCUUGCUUCUCACCCUUUGGGCAGCUUUCCAGGUUCUUUAACUUAAACUGAUUUAAUGGACUCCAGUGGCCAUAGCUAAAUAUGCAUAUGUAACAGACAGUGAUAUGGUGCUAUUAUACAGUUUUAGAUUUUCCAAAGUAGUGUAAGCUCUACUAGAUGGUUCAUUAAUGUGUAAAUAUACAUACAAUAAACUUUCAGAUAACAAUUUUUUCUCCGCCUUCCAAUUGGAAACCCUAAGGAAAAUGAGGAAACCAUUUUUAUUGGAAGCCUAUCACGUUUGCUGCCAGAAGCUAAUGUUUUUCAGUUUACUAAACUUUUCACUUGGCCUUUUCAGUAAAAUAGAUUGAAAAGGUCCCAUGAGCUGUCGUCAAGAUUUGGUAAGCAAAAUAAUAGUAAUAAUAAUAAUAAUAAUAAUUUGUAAGCUUUUACAAAAAUAUUAUGGUUGUAUUGAAAAUAUUACUUAUGAAUACUGUGGUACUAUAUAACUACUGAAUUGUGAGCUAUGCUAGAUUGUUAGUAAUGAGCCACAUAAAAUAAUGUGAAAGAGGAAAAGUAAGUAAAAAUUAAAAAUACUUUGUGUCAA
This is a messenger RNA of Dromiciops gliroides (monito del monte), 3231 nucleotides long. It is a transcript of the gene HINT3, whose product is annotated as histidine triad nucleotide binding protein 3. The record is from RefSeq and is a predicted model, not a curated record. Lineage: Eukaryota; Metazoa; Chordata; Mammalia; Microbiotheria; Microbiotheriidae. The transcript is spliced from 5 exons. Bases 74 to 616 code for a protein of 180 amino acids. Gene Ontology annotation, molecular function: catalytic activity.